Messenger RNA from Thlaspi arvense, 231 nucleotides. NCBI's taxonomy places the organism in Eukaryota, Viridiplantae, Streptophyta, Magnoliopsida, Brassicales, Brassicaceae. The record is from the annotation of a GenBank genome assembly.
AUGUCUUUGGACACGGUGGACAAGCUGGUGGUGUUCUUGGCCAAGAGAGACGGAAUAGACAAGCUUGUGAAGACAUUCCAAUACGUCUCAAAGCUCGCCUGUUGGCACGUCGAAGCCACACGACCCGACGCGGCUGAGAGGUUCAAGAAGUGGGAGGUUGCGUCCGGUCUCAGCCGCAAAGCCUUCAGGUCCCCACACCUUUCUUAUCACUUUAUCUACACAGUGGCAUAA